GGGUUUCCUCGUUUAGAAGGCGGAUCAUACGGGCCUAUCAGUCCGCUGUGACAGAUUUUUCUGAAAAAUCCAUUUCUCAGAAAGCGGUUUCUGUCAUCUUAUUCGCUUUUGCUGCUGUUUGUUGCUUCCGUUGCUCACCUUUUUUCUUCUUCUUUCAAAUCUUCAUUUUAUUAUCUUAUGACCUUAUUAUUCUUUCUGUUCGGAUUUACAUUGUUCUUGACUUCAAAAGGUUCGUGGACUUUUGCACCAACUUUUACUUAUUAGGUCAUUAUUCUUCCAAAAUUUCGCGCUUCGCGUUCUCAUCGAUUUCGCUGCACUUCCAAAAGAGUUGGUUGUGCAGUUCUUGUUUUCAGAAACCAUCUUUAAGGUUCUGUCGGCGUUUGAGUUCUGUAAUGGCCAGUGAUUUUUCUGUCAUCUCCAAUGGAGACAGCAAUGGCAAUGUCAAUCCACAACCUAAUCAAAGGACUUACCAAGUGGUAGUGGCUGCCACCCAAGAUUGGGGCAUUGGCAAGGAUGGGAAGUUACCCUGGAGGUUGCCUACUGAUCUCAAAUUUUUUAAGGAGAUCACUGAGAAAACAUCUGAUCCUGGAAAGAAGAAUGCCAUUGUAAUGGGAAGGAAAACAUGGGAGAGUAUCCCUCUUCAGUACAGGCCUCUUUCUGGUCGCCUUAACGUUGUUCUUACUCGCUCAGGCAGCUUUGAUAUUGCAACGGCAGAGAAUGUUGUUAUAUGUGGAAGUAUUAAUUCUGCACUGGAACUGUUAGCUUCUUCUCCUUACUCUCUGUCAAUUGAGAAAGUAUUUGUUAUUGGAGGUGGUCAAAUAUUUAGAGAGGCUCUCAAUGCACCUGGAUGUGAAGCUAUCCACUUAACAGAAAUUCAGUCAAACAUUGAGUGCGACACUUUUAUGCCUUCAGUUGACUUCACUAUAUUUCGGCCAUGGUACUCAUCCUUUCCUAAGAUGGAAAAUAACAUACGCCAUUCUUUCAUCAGUUACGUGCGUGUAAGGAGUUCUCCUGUUGUGUCCCUGAAUCAGGAUAUUGAUCCAUUUAUUGAUAAUAAUUCUGAUUCCAUAAAAUUUGAGGUCAAGGAUUUUUCUUUUCUUCCUAAAAUGAUUUUUGAGAGACAUGAGGAGAAUAUGUAUCUUAAGCUGGUUCAAGACAUCAUUUCUGAAGGUACAAUAAAGGGUGAUAGGACAGGGACUGGUACCUUGUCAAAAUUUGGUAGCCAGAUGAGAUUCAAUUUGCGCAGAAGCUUUCCUCUGCUAACAACUAAGAAAGUAUUUUGGCGAGGGGUUGUUGAAGAGCUUCUUUGGUUUAUCAGUGGCUCAACAAAUGCCAAGGUGCUACAGGAAAAAAACAUUCAUAUAUGGGAUGGCAAUGCAUCCAGAGAAUACCUUGAUGGUGUUGGUUUGACAGAGAGGGAGGAGGGUGACUUGGGACCUGUUUAUGGGUUUCAAUGGAGGCACUUUGGUGCCAGAUACACUGACAUGCAUGCUGACUACUCCGGCCAAGGGUUUGAUCAGCUUUUGGAUGUUAUUAACAAGAUAAAGCAUAAUCCUGAUGAUCGGCGAAUCAUUCUCUCUGCAUGGAAUCCAGCUGAUCUUAAAUUAAUGGCACUUCCACCUUGCCACAUGUUUGCACAGUUUUAUGUAGCACAUGGGGAGUUAUCAUGUCAAAUGUAUCAGCGAUCUGCUGACAUGGGCCUGGGCGUUCCAUUUAAUAUUGCAUCUUAUGCCCUACUGACAUGCAUGAUUGCUCAUGUUUGUGAUCUAAUUCCAGGUGAGUUUAUCCAUGUUAUUGGGGAUACACAUGUUUAUCGCAAUCAUGUGAGGCCUUUGCAGGAGCAGCUCCAUAACCUUCCAAAACCCUUUCCAACUUUGAAGAUAAAUCCAAAGAAGAAAGAUAUAGAUUCUUUUGUGGCUGCUGAUUUCAAGCUCAUAGGCUAUGAUCCUCACCAGAAGAUUGAUAUGAAGCUGGCUGUCUAAAAGUGUGGGGUUUCUCACUUUCAGGCUGUUUCUGCUUUUUUAAUUGAGUAGUAGAACCAUGGUAGCAUGAUGCUGAGGUGGUCUGCAAGAUAGCUCUUAAUUUAUUGUCAACACCUUGUUGGCAAGCUAAAUGACAGGCAUAACGAUAGGAAGAUUAUGUUAAAAAUUGUGUACUACUAAAGACGAUCUCGUAGACACGUACUUAGCUCAUAUAUUUGUGGGAAUCCGUUGGGUCCAUGUGUUACGACUGUAAGGUGAUUUAGAUUAAUUUCAAUUUCCAUCCUUUCCAAUGUACACGCUCCAUUAUAAUUUUGAGGGAUCGAUUACUCGAUGUUUUAGA
Vigna umbellata (rice bean) is the source of this 2322-nucleotide messenger RNA. RefSeq names its product bifunctional dihydrofolate reductase-thymidylate synthase. Gene Ontology annotation, molecular function: dihydrofolate reductase activity; thymidylate synthase activity. Lineage: Eukaryota; Viridiplantae; Streptophyta; Magnoliopsida; Fabales; Fabaceae. The record is from RefSeq and is a predicted model, not a curated record. Gene Ontology annotation, biological process: one-carbon metabolic process; dTMP biosynthetic process; tetrahydrofolate biosynthetic process. Gene Ontology annotation, cellular component: mitochondrion; cytosol.